AUGGCACCGUACGAAGCAUUAUAUUGUAGAAGAUGUCGUUCUCCUAUCGGAUGGUUUGAAGCUGGUGAGACUAACUUAUUAGGACCCGACCUAGUACAAGAAGCUAUGGACAAGGUCCAGUUGAUCAGACAGAGAUUGCUUACGGCUCAAAGUAGACAAAAGUCUUAUGCUGAUAAGAGAAGAAGAGAUUUAGUGUUCACAGUGCCUGAAGUACCUACUAUACCGAUUGAUGAGAAGUUGUCUCACGAGGAGGAGCCGAUAGCAAUUGUUGACAGGCAAGUAAGGAAGCUACGGUCAAAAGAAAUUAUGUUCGUUAAAGUCUUAUGGAGAAAUCAUACUGUUGAAGAAGCUACAUGGGAAAUAGAAGAUGCUAUGCGAGUCAAGUAUCCUCAUUUAUUUUAG
Molecule: messenger RNA, 402 nt
Organism: Nicotiana attenuata
Lineage: Eukaryota; Viridiplantae; Streptophyta; Magnoliopsida; Solanales; Solanaceae
Exons: 2
Coding region: 1-402 (133 amino acids)
Source: RefSeq, a predicted model, not a curated record